This is a messenger RNA of Solea senegalensis (Senegalese sole), 5440 nucleotides long. It is a transcript of the gene rtn3, whose product is annotated as reticulon 3. Lineage: Eukaryota; Metazoa; Chordata; Actinopteri; Pleuronectiformes; Soleidae. Bases 220 to 3459 code for a protein of 1079 amino acids. The record is from RefSeq and is a predicted model, not a curated record. Gene Ontology annotation, biological process: brain development; endoplasmic reticulum tubular network formation; neuron differentiation. The transcript has 10 exons. Gene Ontology annotation, cellular component: postsynaptic density; neuron projection.
CAUGUUUGGUGCCCCCUCCUCCACAGUCCGCCUUGUUUCCUCUCACCUCCGCCGUUUCUCCCUCAGUGCUCGGACGUUGCGUUAAGGUGCAGAGCCGAGUCCCGCUCUUUGGGGUAUUUUUCGAGGAAAGUCAGACGACGUUGACACCGUCAAGUGACAGCGGAGACGACAGUCAUUUUCGCCGCCUGUGCGCACUUGUCUCCAAACGACAGUAAAAAAAUGGAUCCAAUGACUCAGUCAUCGCAGAUAACGUCGUCGCAAGGGUUAGCCGAUGGGCAAAACUCUGCUGCCAAAGAAUCAAAGCUUAACGAUUCCUUUCUUUCCUCUUCGCCUGUAUCUCUCAUUCAGUCUCCUCAAGACAAAAGAGUCGUCCUGGGCUCCGAAAAGCCCUGUGAAGGUGUUGCAACAUCCCUUCGCUUUCCCUCUCAACCUGGCACAUUCACACCUGCUCAUUACGGGAGUGAAGCAGGGUCACCAGAUGGACAGCCUGAUUCACCGAUAAAGACCUCUCCUGUUUCAGAGCGAAUAAAAGCACUGGAAGCUCUUGCAGCCAAAAAGAAGGAACCUGAAUUUAGAAGCGAUGGAGGUUACUCUCACUUCAGAGAUCGCCAUUAUGACAAAUCCCCCACUGAGACUCCAAAAUCUCCCAUUGAAAAGACUUUGUCAGGUAUCUCAAAAAAAGAAGGCACUGCUGAUCAGGAGUCACCUGAAUCCCCCUUUGAAGUACUUGGAGAUUUAAGACAAGUGAAUGAAUUUGAAGAGACAGAGGAGUGGAUGAAGGCUCAUUUACCGCCCAUGCCAGACUUUGAUGCCGUAGAUUUAAUGAAAGGCACUCUGGUUACAGAAAGUGUUACAACAAAGGAGGAAAAGGUGAUUCAUGUGGUAAUACCUGCUGCUCCUGCUGCCUUUGCUGGUGUCCCUGAUGCCUUCAUGGAUUCUCCUAUCAAAUCUUUGGAAGUGAAGGAUGGCUUGAGUGAUGGACAGAAACAGCCAAGUUUUGAGGAGGAGUCUGAGUUUGACCUUGAUUUUUUGCCAACAGCGUAUGUGUGGGAUCAGCAAGAAAAAACAGGUGUCCAGGCUCGAACAAAUGUUGAUUCAGAAGUUUCAACUUCAACUGCACCUCCUGCAAACUCUGGGUCGUCCCCACUUCCUGUCUCCCCGAAAAGUGACAUGAGUGUUAAAGAGAAAAUAUCAGAUGACAAGACGACUAUUUGGACUGGUGAUAUAGAGCCACCAGAGGCAAGUGAAGCAGACAGCUCAGGAGAGUCAGAAGACACUGUAAUUGAAGAUGGUGUCAUUGCUCCGGCAUCAGAACCCCUUUCGUCUUCUGAUAUAGCAUUUUCAAAUGAUCCUACCCCUGCCCCUGCUGUUGCAGCUCCUGAUUUCCCCAAUGAAGAAAAGGUGGUACCUCCACCAAAGUCGGAGAGGAAGCUAAUGCAAGUUCCAACCAUCAAUGUUAUUGAGACAGAUGAGCCAAAUUACAGUGAAGAGGAAAUGGAGCUUGAAGCAGAGAUAGAUGAGGAUUAUGAAGUUGUGACAGACUCUGCCAGAGAGGCAACCAAAACCCCAGAACCAGAGGAUGGUGGACAUGAACAACCCAAGACACGUCCCUUAGAAACUGAAUUCAUGGAAGGCUACUCUCCCCCAUCCUCACCUGUAGACUCUGAUGUUGAAUACUCUCCCAAGCGCAACAUAGUCAAAUCUCCUCCAGAAAUGUACCACGAGGAAUCUAUGCCUGAGCUUGAGGCCUCACCACAGCCAACUGUUCCAAAGGAAUCAGCAUUUGAAAUUUCUCACGAUCAAUCCAAGAAGUCAGAAAUGACUUCCAACAAUGUUAAUGAUGAACCUUCGACUAUCAAACUCCCAAAUGAAGAAGUGGACUUCCCAGACGAUGAUGACGAAUGGUCAGAUGAAGCACAAUGUAUGCUGGUAACCUCUUACAGGACUGACAGUGUGCCCAACAAACCAGUUCCUUGCACCGAGUCCAAAAUGGAUUGGAGUAGUGACAUAGCUGUGAAAGAGACUUAUGUGGAGUCAGUUUCUCUUUCCAAAACCAGCUUUAUUCAAGAUGAUAUAUAUGACAGACAGUCAUUUGAUUAUGAUUAUGAUGCAUCUUCUCCGCUGGAUGAGCAGUUUGUUUCUGAUUCCUUUGAAAUCCAAAGUGAAACACUGAAUUCAAGCUCUUUAAAAAAUGAUGUUCCAGAGGACAAUCAAGAUGGUGAAAAUCUGGACAAAUUCACAUCACUAAAUGAUUGUCAAGGACUAAGCAGCAUGAUUGAACAAGAUUUCAAAAUGUGGAUGACCACUGACGUUUCGGACAACAUUGCAGAUGGGGCACAGAAAAUUGAUUCCAAGAUCCAGGAGGAAACAAAAGCAGCUGUCCUUGCACUUGACAAAACAAAGGACCCAGAGAGCACUAACCCCGAAAUGGCAGAUAUUGAGGCUGCAGACAGCUUUGUAGAAUUCAUGCGAGAGUGCCUGAAAUCUAGACAGGAUGAAGAACCAGACAGCCAGCACCAAGGUGUUUUCUCGGAGUCCAAGCUUUGUGAAAUUGGUCAGCCAAUUCACCAGUCCCCUCCAACCAUGUUUAUGGAUUUUGAACAAGAACAACUCACUAUCAGUGCUCUCAAAGAGCUUGGCAGCAGUCAAGAGGAUGACGAGGUACCAUCUCUCCAAUCUAAGAUUCCUGACCAGAACGAUGCUAACCCCAGUGCUACAUCAAUAGAGCGGUCUACCUUCACAUCAGUUUCUACCCCUCCAUGUCCCCAAAGUGACCGUGCAUCCGACAGCAUGUAUUCCAAAGAGAUGGAAGCCAUUGAUGUAUGGGUAGCUGAAGCCUAUCAUCUUGCUGAGCAUGUCUUGACAGCAAUACUAACCCACUUAUCAGUGAAGGACCUGAUCCACUGGCGAGACCCCAAGAAGUCGGGCGUGGUGUUCGGUCUGUCCAUGCUGAUGCUGCUGUCGCUGGCAGCCUUCAGCGUCAUCAGCGUGGUCUCCUACCUGCUGCUCGCCCUGCUCUGCGUCACCAUCACCUUCCGCAUCUACAAGUCUGUGGUCCAGGCCGUGCAGAAGUCUAGCGAUGGACACCCCUUCAAAACGCUGAUAGAUAAGGAUGUCAGCAUCCCCCCCGAGACUUUCCGCAAGCACGUGGACACCAGUCUGACCUACAUCAACCGAGCCCUAAAGCAGAUGAGCCGCCUCUUUCUGGUCGAGGACCUCGUGGACUCCCUAAAGCUGGCUGUGGUCAUGUGGCUGUUGACCUACGUAGGAGCUGUUUUCAAUGGAAUCACCAUUCUCAUCCUGGCUGACAUCCUGCUCUUCGCGGUGCCACCAGUCUAUGAGAAGAACAAGACUCAGAUCGAUCAUUACAUCGACGUGGCACGUACUCAAGUCAACACCACGAUGGCCAAGUUGCAAGAGAAACUUCCCGGAGCGGUGAAGCGCAGCAAAACUGAAUGAUCGCCCUCCAUAAGAAAAAAAAACCUUCACAUCACCAUCACCACCAUCAUCCUCAUCUCCAUCACCACCUAAAACCGCACCCCCCUCCUUUCUCCAGUUAACCCCGCCCCCGCCAGUCUAACUGCUCCUCCCACCUCCAUCCACCAUCACCCCUACAACACUGAACCUUGCUAGGUAGAAAAACCUCUGAGCUACUCAAUAUUUAAUGUACAACUACUGCGCAGCUUAACUUGCAAAAGCAUUUAGAGAAGAACUGUGCCUGUUCAGACAGGAAGCGCAAAACACUAGCGAGGAAGUGACGCAAGCGGACCCCACCCCCUCUCUCUGUGGGCGGGAGAAAACGGAGGCAGGGUCGAGUGAACUAGACUGAAUCUAUGACCUGGUUUCUCCGCGUGUACAGCGAUGCAGGCGGGCGCUUGUUUUGCGUGUCUGUGCGUGGCUGUAUACGACGCCAAAAUGCAAAAAUGUCUGUACGAUUUAAAAAAAAAAACAAAAAAAACAAACACAUUUUUCCUCUCCCAGCUGCGAAAAACACUUAGAAAAACUGAAAUGUAUUAAAAAAAAUUAAAAAAAGGAACGAAAUGAAAUAAAAGCAACCUUUUGGGACUUACUGUGGAUAGUCGUCGACCUGUUGUGUGGAUAAAUAUGAGUUAAUCUUUUAGGAAGUUGGUUUUGUGUAAAAACGACAGGCCUGUUUAAUGAGUUUUCUCCUGCGUUCACCUCACAGGCACUUGUGUUUGUACGUCUCUGCACUGCACUGAACUUUAAGUUUGUUGUUUUUGUUUUUGGAAACCCAUCAGCAGGGUGAAAUAAAAAGGUUUGGAAGACGGAGCCAGCUGUGAUAAUUUGGUCUAGUUCACUGUCUCGCUCAGUUUUCUGUGUGUGUAUAUUCAUAUUCUAUACAUUCUAUAUUUACUCCUGAUUGUGAAGACCGCUGCAGCCUCUCUGCUGCUGUGCGGAAAAACACGGUAGCCUCGCUUUUUAUACGAAAGGACAGUUCCCUCUCGGCAGUCCUCCCAAACGCCUGCUCGUCACGAAGUGUUGACUUCUCUCGUUCACAUGUACAUUUUGACUCUGCUUGUAUUAUUAUUGAUAUUAUUAUUAUUAUUAUUGGUAUUGACUAGAAUGGCUGCUUUGACUCCCCGCUAGCUUCGGUGACGGCAGCAGCGUAAAGAGUGAACUCCUGUAGGUUUGGUAGUCACGGUAACGCAGUCCGACGUGUUUUUAUCGCACCCGUGAAUCGUAAAAUCUUUCCCAGCUCUACUCGUGUACGGAGUCCCAAGUGGGCCAAAACUCUCAACUCAUUUUUUAUGUUUUAAGACUAUAGAAAAGCUCUAUUUUUGGUCAAAAUGUAUGGUUGGUUAGCAAUCACCUCAUGUAGGUGUUGGAGUGGGCGGGGCACAACGAAGACCACCUCUUUUUGUGGCAUCUGAUUGGAUAAAAGUUGUUCUAGUUAAUCUGUCGUAUUAAAAAGAACUUGAUAAUGUGUUAUUUUGGAAUGACAAAUUUGCAAUGUUUAUCAGGGGCCAAUCACAGCGCCUGUUGCUGCCAUGGGGCGGGGUCUUUGUUUGGGGAUUUUCUUUUUAGACUAUGAAUCAUUAGCAUUCCUCUCCUGCGCCCUUACGCAACCUCAUGAAGGUGCUUGGUGAGUGGGCGGGGCGUUAAGAGCACCGCCUCUUUUUGUGGCAACUGAUUGGUUAAAGAUUUACCGUCAUAGUUAAUUUGGUGAUUAUUAAUGUGUCUUUAAAAUUCAGAUAAAGGCUUUUUGAAUGAUGAAUUUGCCAUGAACUACAAAAAAUGAUUUAAAUUGUUUUGGCUCACUUUACGGGAGUUACGGGUCGCCGUGACGACACAGACGGGCAUCGCGUCGCUGGGAAACGUGUAUUGAAGUGUUUUUUUUUCUUCUCCAGCUCUGCUUGUCGUCACUUCUCUUCGGUUUUGUCUCCGCCUCUCAUGAAGAGCACGUCGUAGUCGUUUAAGC